This is a messenger RNA of Trematosphaeria pertusa, 2406 nucleotides long. RefSeq lists its product as uncharacterized. NCBI's taxonomy places the organism in Eukaryota, Fungi, Ascomycota, Dothideomycetes, Pleosporales, Trematosphaeriaceae. Bases 1 to 2406 code for a protein of 801 amino acids. The transcript has a single exon. The record is from RefSeq and is a predicted model, not a curated record.
AUGGAGUCAACCCUCGAAGGACGGAACGACGAGCGUCUACUGCCGAAGCGAUACCGCCCGCGCUCCCAAACCGUAGCAUACAGCCCAGUUGGUAACCAACAAAUUGCAGGCGUUCAAGAUGGAGAUGGAAACUUCUCCCAGCAAGCUCGAACUGCGAUCCGGCCUUCGUCAAACGCGACCUCUCUGGUUUCUCAAGACAUUCCAUCCAAUGGAGUCUCAAUGCAGCCUCAGGACCAUCCGAAAAUCGCGACGAGAAACGCGCCACCACACGCCCGCCCAACGCAGACCACCAUGCCCUCGACGCAGACUCUUCACGCAAGCACCACAUCGCUUCUCCAGAAGACCCUCCAUCGACCUCCGCUCUCACAAGCACACACUUCCCCUCCAGAUGGAGCACGACCAGAAAUGGCCCCAUCCUGGGACGCUCCGAUCCCGUCACAACCCAGUGUUAACAUUCCUGGCCCUCUAGUUCGAGACCGUCGUCACUCCUAUGCUCCUCCUGGGUCACCAUCGAUGAUGCCAAUCCCUCCGCUGAACAUGGAUUUACUGACGAAGGAGAACCCAGAUACAAAACGCUAUUCAUUGCAAUCCCAGGCAAUGCGACCUACUCGAAAGGUCGGGCCUGAGGCCAGCCGUCGACGUCGAUCAAGUGCUUCGCUCGGUCGUCAGGACACCGGUGCAAAUCCCGGCGUUGGAAAGAAGGAGAAUGGGGAGGCACGGCUACAAGGACGACCAAACAAGCAGAUAGAGCCUCCAAAGCCAGCCCUGGAGCGAGCAAAGACUGACCCUGGCGUACCGAAAGCCACUCCGCGUGGCCCGCUUCCGGCAGGACUUAACGACCGAGACACGUUGCCGUCGCAGCGACGCAAUGCCACACCAGCUGCUAGCUUUGACGAAAAGCGCAUACCGUCGCGUCAUAGUCCUGGAGCGCGCGCAGUACGGCGGAAGAAGACUGGCAUGUUCAAUCCUGCUCAGGAGGCCGGAGUGGCGUCUCGUCAGCCAGUGCCACAGGAUGAGGGCGGUGCUUGCCUGUCUUCGACUCACGAGCUUGGAGACUCGGGUCCUGAGACCGCCAUUCCUGCCGCUGGGCUUCUACAACCAAAGCCGUCGACGGCGAGUUCACGUUCACCUCACCUUCAAUCCAAAUGGACUCAUCGCCGUAACAAGACCACAAUCUCGGACCUCUUGUCCAAGCACGCUAUUGCGCACGACACUAGUACCCCGUACCCAUCUAGUACUGCAAGGACAGCUCCGCCUCCUCUCAACUACCCCUUCUCACUCGAUAGCUUCGGCUUCGGGCCCGGACCGGUAGAGUACUCCAGUGCCAGCAGCACACACACAGCCAUAUCAGCGCCGCACUCAAAGCCCCCUUCCCAUAAACGCAACACUUCAUCCUCCUCUUCCAGCGACCCUACCAAGCUCGCCGGCCCGGGCCACCGACGCACGGCAUCCGCAGGAUCUACCUCCCUCCCCUCCGAUGCAAAAACAGACCUACAACGCAACCCGGACGCGCUUUCCACACUCCCAGACGGCUGCACAACCGCCGAACAUACACAAGCCAGCGCCGACCCCGACCCCGACCGCAAUCCCUGGCACAGCUUCGCCCACGCCAAUUCCCCCCAUCCACCAGCGCCACUAGACCCCCCCGCAAAGCACGUCCGCUUCGCCUCACACGCCUCCUACGCGCCCUCCCUACACUACAAAACCCCCUCCUCCUCCUCCACCAGCUCCAACCCCUCAAACCCGCUGCUCAACACGCCCGAAUUCCGCUUCCUGGCGCGCAUCCCCUCCGCCGACGGCGAAUAUGAAGACCCACUGCACGACGCAGACGCAGACAAGCACGACGAAGCAGUACGCGACAAGCUGCACCAGGCCGCCGCAAACGCGCGGCUCAACGCGCGGGGCAGAACGCGGCUUCGACUGCGACGGCGCGCGUACAGCGGCGGUCUUGCGGGAAAGCGGUUCGAAGAGGAGGAGCAGGCGGGCGAGUCGAUGCAGGUAAAAUGGCGCUUUGCACAGAGCAGGCAGGAGCGUCCUGCUGCGGGCGAGUUGGAUCGCGGGUUUCGCUUCCCGCUGCUGACGCGCGGGGAGGAAGAGGAGGGAGAAGGAAGCCAGGAGUCUGCUGCUGCGCCACCGCUAGGAACGACGGCGACGGCGACGGCGACGGGGAAGCAUAAGCGCUCGCGCUCAGGCUCGCUGGGUCGGGUGCUGCGCGCGCUUUCGCUUUCGGGGGAUGUGAAGGGCGGUCCUCAUCCACAGGGGAAAAGCGGAGUCAGCAGUGGAAGUGGGAGUAAUGGGGAUGAGCGGGAGGCGAGGGGGGAUGGUCGGGGGCAUAGGCGUAGUAAAUCGCUGGGUGCGCGGGUGAAUGGGGUGUUGAGGGGGGUGUUUGGGAAGGGGGGACAGUGA